AUGGCGAAAUCAAUAAAAAAUGAUCAUUCGGUGGCUUAAAAGAGACACAUUUGAAGGGCACAGGGAAUAAAAGAUUUCAACCUAUCAAAAAGCAUCCAUUAUUAUAUACAUGAUUUCUGAUAGGUUGAAAUCUUCCAUCAUUCAUCUCACCUGCUCGCAUAUAAUUCUAAAUUCAUGUUCACCAUCAUUUCAUUUUGAGUCCCAUGUUUAUGUUAAACAAUUUGGUACAAUUGAGGUAAAAGCAAGAAAGAAAGUUCUAGUGCAGGAAUAAAAAACAGACCCUUGGUGUCGGCCCAGGUGAAUGACCACGAGCGAUUCGUGACUUGAUUUGCAACAUUGAAACAAGUUCGGCAAAUACUCCUCACACACAGGGCUCCCGCUUGAUCCCUCUUCUCUAAUUGUGUUAUUAAGAUAAAUUCAGCGACGGUUUGCUCGUCCAAUGCGUCGAUCACGAGGGUGAAACUGCAAGUGCCGACGACCGCGUCGAAGAUAACCCCUUAUUCCACGGUUUACAUCACUUCUGUGAGUCUUAAAACACUAAUUGAGAUUGCAAAGAUCUUUAUAGAUAGGAGCCAUUAGUAACAACUGUAUUUUCUCUCUUGGCAAAGAACUUUAAUUAAUUUAUCUCUACGCCAUACAAUGGCCGAGUCCAGUGACUUGGAUCGGCAAAUCGAGCAGCUGAAAAAAUGUGAGAUUAUCAAGGAGGCCGAGGUCAAAGCUCUUUGUGCAAAGGCACGAGAGAUUCUGAUCGAAGAGAGCAAUGUACAACGUGUUGACUCACCUGUGACAGUUUGUGGAGAUAUCCAUGGACAAUUUUAUGAUUUGAAGGAACUAUUUAAAGUAGGUGGAGAUGUACCGGAAACAAAUUAUCUUUUUAUGGGAGAUUUUGUGGACAGAGGUUUUUAUAGCGUUGAAACAUUUCUUCUUUUACUUGCAUUAAAGGUCCGUUAUCCUGACAGAAUUACUUUAAUAAGAGGAAAUCAUGAAUCACGGCAAAUAACACAAGUUUAUGGCUUUUAUGACGAAUGCUUACGCAAAUAUGGUAGUAUAACAGUAUGGCGGUAUUGCACAGAGAUAUUUGAUUAUUUAUCGUUAUCUGCUAUUAUUGAUGGCAAGAUCUUUUGUGUUCAUGGUGGAUUAUCACCUAGUAUUCAGACAUUAGAUCAAAUUCGAACCAUUGACAGAAAGCAAGAAGUUCCUCAUGAUGGGCCAAUGUGUGAUUUACUAUGGUCAGAUCCUGAAGAUACCCAAGGCUGGGGUGUAUCGCCGCGUGGCGCUGGUUAUCUUUUUGGUAGCGACGUGGUAGCACAGUUCAAUUCUGCCAAUGAUAUCGAUAUGAUAUGUCGAGCGCAUCAAUUAGUAAUGGAGGGCUACAAGUGGCAUUUUAACGAGACUGUAUUGACCGUCUGGUCUGCACCAAAUUAUUGUUACAGAUGUGGCAACGUCGCUGCAAUACUGGAACUAAAUGAACAUCUGCAGAGAGAUUUUACGAUAUUCGAAGCGGCACCGCAAGAAAGCCGUGGAAUACCCAGCAAGAAGCCACAAGCAGAUUAUUUUUUAUAAACGCUGUUAUAGAGUAUAAAAGAAACCAUCAGAAUCAACUCAGAAUUGAUUUGAAGCAUUUGCUCUCUCUCUUUCUGUUUCUCUCCCCGCCUCCCUCCCUCACCUCUCCUUCUCCCUUUCCUCUCUCUGUUUUCACGCGUAAGCAUACACAUACACACCCACCCACCAGCUUAUAUUGAUGUGAAGAAGAGUAACUAAAAAUGAGUGACACGAAAAAGAUAAUUUACUAUUAUUUUUGACGAAGAUUUCCAUGAUUACGUUGGACCGUUUACUGCAAAUUUGGAUGAAACUGUGACAGUAUGUGUGACUGUAAAAUAAAAUAAAACUCAUCUUUCAAAUUUAA
Cyphomyrmex costatus is the source of this 1906-nucleotide messenger RNA. It is a transcript of the gene Pp4-19C, whose product is annotated as protein phosphatase 19C. The transcript is spliced from 7 exons. Gene Ontology annotation, molecular function: protein serine/threonine phosphatase activity. NCBI's taxonomy places the organism in Eukaryota, Metazoa, Arthropoda, Insecta, Hymenoptera, Formicidae. The coding region runs from base 640 to 1563 and encodes 307 amino acids. The record is from RefSeq and is a predicted model, not a curated record.